AAUCAAAUGGUUCAGUUAGCCAAGUCAAUUUUCUUUUAGAUACGUUACAAAUGAUUAAAUAGGCUAAAUUUUUAAGUUUUGAGCUAUUUAACUAUUUUAAGAUAUUUUUUCGAUACACUUCAAACUAAAAACUUAAUUGUACGAUAAACUAAAUAAGUGCGCGCGCAUCAUACGAUUUGGAGCAGUGAUAAAAGUGUAAAAAAAAGAAGUAGUACUUAAAAUAUUUUCGGGCGGGUCCGAGUGCAUCGUUUCUGUGAUAACAGUGAUAAAGUUGUUCAAGCCACGAUCGCGACCGGUCGUUACGUAACAGUAUUCGAUAAUGAAAGUACUUAAUAAUUAAAACAAUUAUGAAUAAACUUUAUAAAAUUAUUCUUGUUAAUACCUGUGACAGUAUUAUUAAUUAAUAUAUUUUAUGUUGCGGGUCUGUUCGAGUGUUUAGAGUGAACGGAUGCGCUUACACAUUUUUUUUUUCAUUUUGCCGGAUCUGUCUCCAACACAUACUAUUAAAACCGGUUUUGUUUAUUCUUGAUUGGUUAUGUGUUAAAAUUUUUAUGAAAAAUAGUGAUUUAUUUUCAUGAUUUAUAAAUUGUGUAUGAUGUGUGUAAACUCUUAACACCUUUUUGAGUUUCUUGUUUUUACCACCUCUGUUGAUCAGAACUCCAUAAUGUCAGCAGAAUUGUUUGUGGUGAAACAUGAAGGCAAGAAAUACAAUAUUGAGCACUUUUUACGCUUCCAUCCUGGUGGUACUAAUACUUUAGCUGCUCUUAAAAAUAUUGAUGUUACUGAGCGUUUAAAAGUUACAAAUCAUUCAGCUGCUGCAUUUGAACUGCUUAAAGAUUAUAGAGUAGAUGAACAAAAUGAACGACAGCAAAUCAGAGAAAAUGGUGAUCUAGAGAGUCUUGUUGACUGGAAAAAACCAAUGUUUUGGCAAGUAGGAUCAUUAGGCCCAAAAUAUAAAGAAUGGGUGUUAGCGCCUGUAGACAGAAGACUGAGAUUAUUUGGUUCUGAUUUCAUUGAAUCGCUCACCAUUACAUCAUGGUAUAUGGUGCCAUCAGUUUGGAUUCCUGUAAUGUUAUGUUUGAUAUAUAUCGGUUACCAAAGGUUAAAGGGUUAUACGCAAGCAAAUAGUUCUAUCGAACAAUUUUCCACUUAUGAUUACUUAUCGUUAGGAACAUGCGUCGUGUAUUCUACUGUAUUAGGUCUUCUUCUUUGGCCACUUAUAGAAUAUACUAUUCAUCGCUGGCUAUUUCAUCUACAACCGCCUGAUAACUCGCCACUACUUAUUACAUUACAUUUUGGCAUUCAUGGACUACAUCAUAAGGUGCCAUUUGAUGAUCGAAGGUUAUUAUUUCCUCCGGUACCAGCAGCUGUACUUAUAUCAUUUGCUUAUGGUAUUUACCUAAUGUUAUUUCCACAUUGGAUGGCGCCAAUGGUACUGGCCGGUAUGAUAGCAGGCUAUGUAACAUAUGAUUUGAUACAUUUCUAUUUACAUUACGGUUGUCCCAGAGAAGGCACGUAUCUCUAUACUAUGAAAAGAUAUCACAACCAACAUCACUUUGCACAUCAUGAAAGCGGUUUUGGGAUCAGCUGUCAGUUUUGGGACCACAUAUUCGGUACAGCAAUUGCACUGAAAAAGCUUAGCCGAUGUUUAAAAUGGUAUUAAAAUAGUACCACCUAACACGUGCCUUAAACAAAAUUUUAUAUAAAUAUAUGUAAGACAAAGAUAUAUUAUAUGAAUAUGUUGAGAAAUUAACUUCCACUUACAGUGUCGCUCUUCUACCACCAGUUAAUUGUAAUUUACUUCAAUACCAAAUUCAAUGUUUUAAGUUAAACAUAUUUUACUGCACACUAUUUACAUAACACAUUAAUUAAAAAUAAAAUUAAUUUAAUCUUGUUA
This is a messenger RNA of Daktulosphaira vitifoliae (grape phylloxera), 1897 nucleotides long. RefSeq names its product fatty acid 2-hydroxylase (gene Fa2h). Gene Ontology annotation, cellular component: endoplasmic reticulum; membrane. The coding region runs from base 665 to 1663 and encodes 332 amino acids. The record is from RefSeq and is a predicted model, not a curated record. Gene Ontology annotation, biological process: lipid biosynthetic process; fatty acid metabolic process. Lineage: Eukaryota; Metazoa; Arthropoda; Insecta; Hemiptera; Phylloxeridae. Gene Ontology annotation, molecular function: fatty acid 2-hydroxylase activity; heme binding; iron ion binding. The transcript has 6 exons.